CGAGAGGGCGCGGUCGGGGAGGAGACCGUGCCCCAGCCGGGAUCGGCGCACUAGGUCUGGGCGGCGGGCCGGGGUACAGGAGAGCACUCGGUGAUGGCCCCGCAGCGGGGCUGAGACUGCGACCCCAACUCCCCCCUCCACUCCCCGCGCGCCCUCGCCAUGCAGAAAAGCGUGCGCUACAACGAGGGGCACGCCCUGUACCUGGCCUUCCUGGCGCGCAAGGAGGGCACCAAGCGUGGCUUCCUGAGCAAGAAGGCGGCCGAGGCGAGCCGCUGGCACGAGAAGUGGUUCGCUCUCUACCAGAAUGUGCUCUUUUACUUCGAGGGAGAGCAGAGCGGCCGCCCGGCGGGCAUGUACCUCCUGGAGGGUUGCAGCUGCGAGCGGACCUCCGCACCACCCAGGACCAGCGCGGGACCAGCAGGCGCCCGGGACACCCUGGACAAGCAGUAUUACUUCACUGUUCUUUUCGGACACGAAGGUCAGAAGCCUCUGGAGCUGCGCUGUGAGGAGGAGCAGGCCGGGAAAGAAUGGAUGGAAGCCAUUCACCAAGCCAGUUACGCGGACAUUUUGAUCGAGAGGGAAGUGCUAGUGCAGAAGUACAUUCAUCUGGUUCAGAUUGUGGAGACAGAAAAAAUUGCCGCUAACCAGCUCCGACAUCAGCUUGAAGAUCAAGAUACCGAAAUUGAGAGGCUUAAAUCAGAGAUUGUUGCUCUUAAUAAAACUAAGGAACGCAUGCGCCCUUACCACAGUCAUCAGGAGGAUGAGGACCCAGACAUCAAGAAGAUUAAAAAGGUUCAGAGCUUCAUGCGAGGAUGGCUGUGUCGGAGGAAGUGGAAGACCAUCGUGCAGGACUACAUUUGUUCUCCCCAUGCUGAAAGCAUGAGGAAGAGGAACCAGAUUGUGUUCGCCAUGGUGGAAGCCGAGUCAGAGUAUGUGCACCAGCUCUACGUCCUGGUCAAUGGCUUCCUCCGGCCCCUGAGGAUGGCAGCCAGCUCCAAGAAGCCCCCCAUUAGCCAUGAUGAUGUCAGCAGCAUUUUUCUCAACAGUGAAACAAUCAUGUUUCUUCAUGAAAUAUUCCAUCAAGGACUAAAGGCAAGGCUGGCAAAUUGGCCUACUUUGAUUUUAGCUGAUUUGUUUGAUAUUUUGCUGCCCAUGCUGAACAUUUAUCAAGAAUUUGUGCGUAAUCACCAGUACAGCCUCCAAGUACUUGCCAACUGUAAACAAAACAGAGAUUUCGACAAGCUCUUGAAACAGUAUGAAGCCAACCCUACCUGUGAGGGGAGGAUGCUGGAGACAUUCUUGACCUACCCAAUGUUUCAGAUCCCUAGGUAUAUCAUCACACUGCAUGAACUCCUGGCUCACACCCCCCACGAACACGUGGAGAGGAAAAGUUUGGAGUUUGCUAAGUCAAAGCUGGAGGAACUGUCCAGAGUGAUGCAUGAUGAAGUCAGUGACACUGAAAACAUAAGGAAAAACCUUGCCAUCGAAAGGAUGAUAGUGGAGGGUUGUGACGUUUUGCUGGACACCAGCCAGACUUUCAUCCGCCAAGGCUCUCUUAUUCAAGUACCUUCCGUCGAGAGGGGGAAACUCAGCAAAGUUCGUCUGGGCUCGCUGUCUUUGAAGAAGGAAGGCGAGAGGCAGUGUUUCCUGUUUACGAAACACUUUCUGAUUUGUACCCGGAGUUCGGGAGGGAAGCUGCAUCUGCUCAAGACAGGUGGAGUCCUCUCCCUCAUAGAAUGCACAUUGAUUGAAGAGCCCGAUGCAAGUGACGAUGACUCCAAAGGCACUGGCCACAUGUUUGGACAUCUGGAUUUUAAAAUAGUAGUGGAGCCUCGGGAUGCUGCCCCUUUCACUGUGGUCUUGUUAGCACCUUCGCGCCAGGAGAAAGCUGCAUGGAUGAGCGACAUCAGUCAGUGUGUGGACAAUAUACGAUGUAAUGGUUUAAUGACUAUAGUCUUCGAAGAGAAUUCCAAAGUUACUGUGCCACAUAUGAUUAAGUCUGAUGCCCGUCUUCAUAAAGACGACACUGACAUCUGUUUCAGUAAAACACUCAACUCCUGCAAAGUGCCCCAGAUCCGAUAUGCCAGUGUGGAGCGCCUUUUGGAGCGGUUGACAGACUUGCGGUUUCUGAGCAUUGAUUUCCUCAACACCUUCCUGCACACCUAUCGAAUUUUCACCACAGCCACCGUGGUGCUGGCGAAGCUCUCUGAUAUCUACAAGAAGCCUUUCACCUCCAUCCCUAUCAGGUCGUUAGAGUUAUUUUUUGCUGCGAGCCCGAACAACAGAGGAGAACAAAUGGUGGAUGGAAAAUCCCCACGUCUGUGUCGCAAGUUCUCCUCCCCACCUCCUCUGGCUGUGUCCAGAACAUCCUCUCCAGUCAGGGCCAGAAAACUGUCCUUGACAUCUUCCUUGAAUGCAAGGAUCGGAGCCUUGGACCUGAGCACGUCUUCAUCUGCUAGCAGCCCCACCACACACAGCCCCACUGCGUCCCCGCCACCCCACGCUGCAGCUGUCCUUGAGUCUGCACCAGCUGACCGAGCAGGAGACUCCACAGAGCUGUCACCUUGCAGAUCCCCCUCAACUCCCCGACACCUCCGAUAUCGCCAGCCUGGAGGACAGGUAGCUGACAGCAGCCACUGCUCUGUUUCACCUGCUUCUGCCUUCGCAAUCGCCACGGCUGCAGCAGGACAUGGGAGUCCACCAGGAUUUAACAAUACUGAGAGAACAUGUGACAAGGAGUUUAUCAUACGGAGAACAGCCACCAAUCGUGUCCUGAAUGUCCUCCGUCACUGGGUCUCCAAGCAUGCACAGGAUUUUGAACUCAACAAUGAACUCAAAAUAAACGUUAUAAACUUACUAGAAGAAGUUCUACGAGACCCGGAUCUUCUUCCUCAAGAAAGGAAAGCCACGGCAAACAUCCUGAGGGCUCUAUCACAAGAUGAUCAAGAUGACAUCCACCUAAAGUUAGAGGAUAUAAUUCAAAUGACAGACUAUCCAAAGGCCGAGUGCUUUGAGACGUUGUCAGCCAUGGAGCUGGCCGAGCAGAUCACUCUCCUGGACCACAUUGUCUUCAGAAGCAUUCCCUACGAAGAGUUUCUUGGGCAGGGCUGGAUGAAGCUGGAUAAAAAUGAAAGGACACCUUACAUCAUGAAAACCAGCCAGCACUUCAAUGAAAUGAGUAACCUGGUGGCCUCCCAGAUAAUGAAUUAUGCUGAUAUCAGCUCCCGUGCCAACGCCAUUGAGAAGUGGGUUGCAGUAGCAGACAUUUGCCGGUGUCUACACAACUACAACGGUGUGCUGGAGAUCACCGCGGCCUUAAACAGAAGUGCCAUCUACAGGCUGAAGAAAACCUGGGCCAAGGUGUCCAAGCAGACAAAAGCUCUGAUGGACAAACUUCAGAAGACUGUUUCAUCUGAAGGAAGAUUUAAAAACCUCAGAGAAACUCUUAAAAACUGUAACCCUCCCGCUGUCCCUUACCUCGGGAUGUACUUGACAGACCUGGCCUUCAUUGAAGAAGGAACACCGAAUUUUACGGAAGAAGGCCUUGUCAAUUUCUCUAAAAUGCGAAUGAUAUCACACAUUAUUCGCGAGAUACGCCAGUUCCAGCAGACUGCUUACCGCAUAGACCAGCAGCCAAAGGUCAUACAGUACCUGCUUGACAAGGCCCUCAUCAUAGAUGAAGAUACACUCUAUGAGCUAUCACUCAAAAUUGAACCUCGACUCCCUGCUUGAAGAUCUGGCCUUGUCCCUGAGAGCAUGGGAAUUUCGUGUAAAGUGUGUCACACAUGGCACGGCAGGGACCCAGAGAGACAACACCUGCUUCAGUUCACCACCGAAGAUGGAACCAGACUGCAGUUCCGUCUCCAGCCAGAGUGAAGCCCAGCUGCAUGGGUCAAAGACAGACGCUCCAGCCAUGGAUGGGAAGGUGUAAACCUUGAACCUUAGUGAAGCUUAUGGCACAGCUUGCAUAAGGGAUGUAAUGUGGGAGAUGCUGGUAACCAUUAUAAUGAAGUGGAAUGAAGGUAAAAUUCCCCUGUCCCAUGUUCUGUUAGAACUUGGGGACAAGAGCCCACAGAGAAGGCCUGUAAUGGUUUGUUUUGGCAUUCUACUAGCCUGGGCUUGCGUCUACCAGUCUUCUAUGACUUACUUGCUUCCAUUCCAUUUCCUUUUCACCAAGCGUCACGGCUAGGCUGAAGCUUCUUCUCUAGGCCCCACACAAGCAGUCUCAGUAUGCAGCAUGUGCAUGGUUCUCAGUGCAUUCUACACGCAUGGGAGGAGUGGCGUGCUCUGCAAACAGCCUUUCAGCCUUUAGGCAAUGGGACAGGAAAUAAAAGACUAAAAAACAAGUGGAUUUGUUAGUAGCAUUUCCUUAAUUACAAGUAAGCAGCACCCCACAGGCUUGAAUGGGGACUUCAUCGAGAGAUUGGUCCUGGGAGAGACAGCUGCGGAGGCUGCAGUAAGGUACAUGCCCAUGUCAGUUAACCAACAAAACCGUGGGGUGUGAUAAUAAGGCCGCCAAGUGCUAUGGCGAGGAAUGACUUUCACAAAGCAAAAAUGGAGACCUAAAGAUCAUCCUUGUACCUGGGUUCACUUGUUUUCCCCUAUCAUGCUGUAGAAACCUUUCCCAAUGUAUACAACGUAUUCGGGCUCAUUAUGAACAUUGGCUGUACUUUAAAAACAAACAUUUUGUAGCAUUCUUCUUUUGAAAGCCCACACUUCCAUGUGCUAUUGGUAGACAGUCUUCUCCCAUCCCAGUCUUCUUUGUUUAAAAAAAAAAAAAAGAUCGGAGCGAGAACAUUCUCAGUGUGUGGGAAAUGGCACUGGCUAUGCCUUAGCUCUUACAGUAGCAAACCAAAUGCUGGGGUUUGCCUUGCACGCCAAGCUGGGGGAAGUGCCCCAUGCUCCACCCAAUGGUCAGUUGUUCAAUGAAUAGGGCUCUCCUUGAUUACCUCCCUCUCCCGUUCUCAGGGAGACUAAACUUUAGAAGGAGGGAGCGAUGGCAAUGAGGGAUUACUGUUAUUACCCUGAGCCGAGCGUACCUGGCGAUUUCUCCUAGAGGCAUGAUGCUGAUUGAUGCUGACCAUAAGAUUGAUCUGCCUGGCAAUUUCCCCUCUUCCUUUGCAUUUUCAUUAUGUGAUAGAGCUAACAGCUAAUGCAUUCCACUCGCUAGUUCCAAAGGCCCAGUGAAAGAGAUAGUAUUGGCAAAGUCCCAUAGAAUAGAGAAAGUAUAUUGUUCUCACAGUAAGGGUCAUCCCUGUACAUAACUGCAGUAUAAGCUAAUUUUUUAAAAAAUUAUAUUUUGUGAAUCCCACUCCAAAAAUCUUUUCACUGGUUCAUUUUAGCCAACAGUGUAGCACUAAGACCCCCGAGGGCCACUUAGGAAUGCUUUCUCCUUUUUAUUUAUUUAUUUUCCGACUUGCUUGCUUGUUCUCUUCAGUUUCAAAUAAGAUGUUGAUGUAUAGCGAUGCAUGAUGAAAGCAUGAGCUGUUGGCUCCUAAUUGUGCAUACCUCAAGGCUUGUUUAUUUCUCGGUGUUCAGAAGCCAAGCAUUGGAAAUACUGUGUCACUAACGGCAACACCCCAAAGUCUUACAGAGAAAAAGUAAGGUUAGCAUUCCUGAGAGUACCACAGCAUACUAGUUUCACACAAGUCACUCCUGGGCAAGGGGUACUGGCACUGCCUUCUCCCCUCCCCCAUCCCACCCUGCAGAGGACGGGUCUGUGUGCACUUUCCUUGGGAGUUUGGGUUCCUGUUUCUCCAAUGCUAUCCCAGAGGCCACUGCAGCCAAAGAAAACUGGGAGGAAUUUCUAGCACUCCUCUCCUGUUGAUGGGCAGCUUUUCUUCAGCUAGUGGGUCUACUUCGGAGCCUGUUUCCAGUAGGCAGUAGGAAGCGUCCCCAGUGGUCAUUUGCAGGCAAUGACACUCCUUUGCUCACUUAGGAUUUCCUUUGGCUUGUUGUUGCUAAAGAGACCUGAAUCGUUCAUGGGCCAGCCAAGGCAGGGAUACACAUUUGAAAACAAAACACGUCAACUUGGUCGAGUGGUUCCCUUCUGAUUGUUGAAGCCUUGUAUGUAUUUGUGGGGAACAACACAUGCACUCCCAUCUGUGUCUACCAAUACCCCACUUUCUGAGAUGCAUUUCUAAGAGCAUUUGGGAGGCCAGCUUUAAAUGGUCAAGUGGUAAACAACUGUACUGCAAAAUUAACAGGAAAUCAGCCAGAUUCCAUGCUUUCAAACGAGCACAUUUUGUUCUGUGGUUAGAAUUACCUUAAGGACUUUGGGGAUGCCUAACUUAGACAUCUGCUCUUACUACAGAAACAAAUCUCUUACUGAAGCCAGUCUAUGUGAUGUUUCAGGCAUGAAGUUCAAUGCUGCUGCUUUUCUUCUGCAAUUUCCCAGAGGAAUCUAAAGAGGGAAUUUUAAAGUGCUGAGACAAUACUCUAGAGUGACUCUAACAGUCUCCUUUACUGCCUGGAUAUCAGAGCAUCUCAAAUCCGACAUGUAAACAAAUGGAGCUCACAGAUGCUGGGUGCGGAAGAGAGGAGCCACUGUAAACCAUUUAAUGUGGCCAUGGUCUUCCCCUUCUCUCAAGAUUGUAGGCCACCAGUGAUUUCCUCUUACCCUAAGAGUAAUGCAAUAAAGUGGUCACUCCUAAAACUGUCAACUUUCACAUUUUAAAAAAGGAUUUUACUUAGGUUUUCCUUCCAACAUUUAGUGUUAUUCCCCAUGAAAAGAUCUCCUGGUUUAAAUGUGUUUCUUUUAAAUCCAACCUACAAGAUUUAUAAUUUUUACUAAGGUUAAGAUGGCAUAAAAGUUAAUAUGCUAUUUUUUAAAAUAUGCUAUUUUUAGCCAAGCAGAUGUCCACAGCUGGAGGAAAUUAAUGAAUGGAACUAAUUUUCAUGAAUUCAGAAAUAAGAUUGUAAGUUUAGUGACUUUUUAAAGAUAUCACUAUGUGAUUCCUGGGAAUACGGCUGUAGUCAGUGGAGUGUAGCCAGCAUCCAUUCAGAGGCCGCUGUUAGCUUACAGCAGGACAGAGCAGAAGUCUAGAGGGACCUUUGGAUGUAGGGCAGGCACAUGAGUGACCUAGCAGUUUCCAUUUCAGCUGCCUCAAGGCAUGACAUCAAGGUUAGGGCUGACUGUUCUUUACCGGAUCUGCUCCAGGAAAAUUAUCACCCUCCCUCACAAUGUCGAACCACUGUCUUUACACAAUGCAUUUCAGUUUUCACCAGAAAGCUGGUCAUCAAAGAGCGCUGGACCAGACCUGAGUCUCAGCCCAGCUCUGCACUGUCCAGCAGAAGAGACUUGGGUCAGUGUUUACACCUCUGAGUCUCAGUUUCCUCAUCUACAAAAUGGGAUUAAUCAUAAUUCCUGUGCUGUCUACCUCACUGGACUGUCCUGAGGACCAAAUGUUAACUUUAAAGUACAACUGUGAGCUAACUGUUACCAUUCUGGGCUCUCUUUUGCAGAGGAUUGAAAUGUACUUAUUAUUUGUAUGUAUGUGUGUGUUUGGGUGUACAAACACACGUGUUAGUCAGAGAAACACAAUGUGUCUGGUUACUUUGCACAUCUGCUGUCAUUUGUAACUCUAAUGAGGGAUUCAUGCUGUGGCCUAGCACUUGCCAAGUGAGGCAGAGGUUAUGCCGAUAUGCAAAUUAAACUUCGCCUUUCUUCGGUA
This is a messenger RNA of Mesocricetus auratus (golden hamster), 7673 nucleotides long. RefSeq names its product Ras protein specific guanine nucleotide releasing factor 2 (gene Rasgrf2). Gene Ontology annotation, molecular function: guanyl-nucleotide exchange factor activity; protein binding. The transcript has 27 exons. Gene Ontology annotation, cellular component: plasma membrane. Gene Ontology annotation, biological process: Ras protein signal transduction; positive regulation of GTPase activity. The record is from RefSeq and is a predicted model, not a curated record. NCBI's taxonomy places the organism in Eukaryota, Metazoa, Chordata, Mammalia, Rodentia, Cricetidae. Bases 160 to 3732 code for a protein of 1190 amino acids.